AUGCAGAUCUUCGUGAAGACCUUGACUGGCAAGACAAUCACCCUUGACGUCGAGGCCAGCGACACCAUCGAUAACGUGAAGGCCAAGAUCCAGGAUAAGGAGGGCAUCCCGCCUGACCAGCAGCGGUUGAUCUUCGCAGGCAAGCAGCUUGAGGACGGCCGCACGCUUUCGGAUUACAACAUCCAGAAGGAAUCAACGCUGCACUUGGUGCUUCGCUUGCGAGGUGGCAUGCAGAUCUUUGUGAAGACGCUGACUGGUAAGACCAUCACCCUGGAUGUCGAGGCCAGCGACACCAUCGAUAACGUGAAGGCCAAGAUCCAGGAUAAGGAGGGCAUCCCGCCUGACCAGCAGCGGUUGAUCUUCGCAGGCAAGCAGCUUGAGGACGGCCGCACGCUUUCGGAUUACAACAUCCAGAAGGAAUCAACGCUGCACUUGGUGCUUCGCUUGCGAGGUGGCAUGCAGAUCUUUGUGAAGACGCUGACUGGUAAGACCAUCACCCUGGAUGUCGAGGCCAGCGACACCAUCGAUAACGUGAAGGCCAAGAUCCAGGAUAAGGAGGGCAUCCCGCCUGACCAGCAGCGGUUGAUCUUCGCAGGCAAGCAGCUUGAGGACGGCCGCACGCUUUCGGAUUACAACAUCCAGAAAGAAUCAACGCUGCACUUGGUGCUUCGCUUGCGAGGUGGCAUGCAGAUCUUUGUGAAGACGCUGACUGGCAAGACCAUCACCCUGGAUGUCGAGGCCAGCGACACCAUCGACAACGUGAAGGCCAAGAUCCAGGAUAAGGAGGGCAUCCCGCCUGACCAGCAGCGGUUGAUCUUCGCAGGCAAGCAGCUUGAGGACGGCCGCACGCUUUCGGAUUACAACAUCCAGAAGGAAUCAACGCUGCACUUGGUGCUUCGCUUGCGAGGUGGCAUGCAGAUCUUUGUGAAGACGCUGACUGGCAAGACCAUCACCCUGGAUGUCGAGGCCAGCGACACCAUCGAUAACGUGAAGGCCAAGAUCCAGGAUAAGGAGGGCAUCCCGCCUGACCAGCAGCGGUUGAUCUUCGCAGGCAAGCAGCUUGAGGACGGCCGCACGCUCUCGGAUUAUAACAUUCCAGAAGGAAUCACGCUGCACUUGGUGCUUCGCUUGCGAGGUGGCAUGCAGAUCUUUGUGAAGACGCUGACUGGCAAGACCAUCACCCUGGAUGUCGAGGCCAGCGACACCAUCGACAACGUGAAGGCCAAGAUCCAGGAUAAGGAGGGCAUCCCGCCUGACCAGCAGCGGUUGAUCUUCGCAGGCAAGCAGCUUGAGGACGGCCGCACGCUUUCGGAUUACAACAUCCAGAAGGAAUCAACGCUGCACUUGGUGCUUCGCUUGCGAGGUGGCAUGCAGAUCUUUGUGAAGACGCUGACUGGCAAGACCAUCACCCUGGAUGUCGAGGCCAGCGACACCAUCGAUAACGUGAAGGCCAAGAUCCAGGAUAAGGAGGGCAUCCCGCCUGACCAGCAGCGGUUGAUCUUCGCAGGCAAGCAGCUUGAGGACGGCCGCACGCUUUCGGAUUACAACAUCCAGAAAGAAUCAACGCUGCACUUGGUGCUGCGUCUCUGA
Effrenium voratum is the source of this 1590-nucleotide messenger RNA. NCBI's taxonomy places the organism in Eukaryota, Dinophyceae, Suessiales, Symbiodiniaceae. The record is from the annotation of a GenBank genome assembly.